AUGGAAAAUAUUCAAGUACAAUCCCCUACAUUACAAAUAACUGUAUCAGAUAAAAAACAAGAAUACUUUGGGAUUUCUGAAGUACAAACAUUAUCUUCUGCUACAGAGAGUAAUAUAAAUUUUUGCUUAGAAGACAACGAAGCUAAUAGAUUGGAUACAAAUAUUUUAUGUGAAAAUGGAAAAUUUAGUAUGGUAGACCCAGCAACUCGGACUGAUGAUAAUAUGACGCAACCUAUAAGAACUGAAGUUGUUAAAUUUGGUCCAUAUCAAGUGAAGGAUUUUGAUUUUCCCUAUUCGGAUAUUGACGGCACAAAAAGAAAAUUCUCUACAUUUUAUUAUACUAGAAAAUUGGAAAAUUGUGAAAUUGUAAAAAGAAGUUGGUUAAUUUACUCAAAAUCAUGUGACCGAGUAUUUUGCUUUUGCUGUAAACUUUUCACUUUUUCUGGAUCACAACAAUCUUUAUUGUCAACUAUAGGUACCAACAAUUGGAAGUGUUUAUCUGAAAAUUUAAAAUCUCAUGAACAUUCUAGCCUACAUUUAAAAGCUGUACAGACAUGGAUUGAACUAAAAUUGAGGAUUUCGGAAAAUUCCACUAUAGAUAGAGCAAAUCAAUCGGCUAUGGAAAAAGAAAAACAACAUUGGAAAAAUGUGAUGAUCCGCAUCAUUGCUGCUAUACAAUAUUUAGCAAAACAUCACGAUGUUCCUCAUCAGAGGAUCUUCAGAUUUAGUAAAUACAGAAAAUAA
Messenger RNA from Rhopalosiphum padi (bird cherry-oat aphid), 744 nucleotides. Its product is annotated as zinc finger MYM-type protein 5-like. The coding region runs from base 1 to 744 and encodes 247 amino acids. The transcript has a single exon. Lineage: Eukaryota; Metazoa; Arthropoda; Insecta; Hemiptera; Aphididae. The record is from RefSeq and is a predicted model, not a curated record.